This is a messenger RNA of Hyla sarda, 4278 nucleotides long. RefSeq names its product glutamate ionotropic receptor NMDA type subunit 3B (gene GRIN3B). Gene Ontology annotation, cellular component: postsynaptic membrane; plasma membrane. Lineage: Eukaryota; Metazoa; Chordata; Amphibia; Anura; Hylidae. Gene Ontology annotation, molecular function: transmitter-gated monoatomic ion channel activity involved in regulation of postsynaptic membrane potential; NMDA glutamate receptor activity. The record is from RefSeq and is a predicted model, not a curated record. The transcript has 9 exons. Gene Ontology annotation, biological process: synaptic transmission, glutamatergic; ionotropic glutamate receptor signaling pathway; modulation of chemical synaptic transmission. The coding region runs from base 364 to 3384 and encodes 1006 amino acids.
UCAACUCAGCAUCCAGUCUGAUUCAUCCUGGACAGACUUCUUUCCAUAUAUUACCAUCCUCGACUUCUCAUCCUUUAUGUUGACACCCUGCCCUCCUCUCUCUUCAUACUCCGCACCAUUUUACCUUUACGGAUGAUCAUCACCUCUCUCCUUGUAUAUUCCCAUUGACCUCCUUUCUCAUGCACUUUAUCCUCCCUCACCACUUUUCCCUGACUCCUCUCAUGACUUCCCAAUUGCCUGUUUGAUUUCUCAUCUUUCGUUCACUAUCCCUGCUCAUACAUCUUCUAUAUCAUUUUUCAUAUUUCUGCCUCUGUCUUUGCUUCGUCCACCUUUUCUUCCCCCCUCCCCCUUUAGCUUUACCUCAUGGAUAUUUUGCACUGGCUUUCCGUAUACCUUGGUGUAUUCUGCGGCUUGGUGCCUUGCUGUAGUCACCCACAGCCAUGUCGUAUUCUUGCCCGUAUUGGGCACACAGUUCGUCUUGGUGCCCUCUUACCCUUGGCUGGACACUCGCAGACCAAAAUCCAGAAUGUUCUGUCCCGGAUCAGUCGCAGCAGUUUGCUCCCAUACAAUCUAAGUUUAGAAGUGGUUUCGGGAGCUCCAAAGGAAAGGGAUCCUGUCUCGUUGGCACGAUGGUUAUGCCAGGUGAUAGUUGCCCAAGGAGUGGCUGCAGUGCUGGCAUUUCCCCAGUCACAGGAGGAGCUGCUACAAUUGGAAUUUUUGUCCAGUUUCUUGGAGAUACCAUUCCUCAGUAUUCUGGAGCAAGAACAGAUCAUGCCACUGACCACUAAGAAUCCCUUCCACCUGCGAAUGGAUACUCGAAGCUCAGUGAUUUCCCUUAUGGAAAUUUUAAGCAGUGUCUUACAGAACAGCAGCUGGGAGCAACUUCUGGUUAUUACCUGCCACCCAUGGGAAACCACCACCAUACUUGAUUAUCUGGCGACUAAUACUAAUAUGAUGACACGUGACAUCCUCAACAUUCGAUCACUUAAUGAUUCUGCUGUGGGAACUUACCUGCAUCAUCACUUUAAGGUGAUAAAAGAUCUUGAGCUUCCCUUGCUUCUGCAUGGAUGUGACGCACAUCGAUCUUCUCUAGUUUUCAAGGCUGCACGUGACAGUGGGUUGGAACCUCAAGAGUUUCACUGGAUGGUUGGCCAGCCGCUCAACGUUGAAGAGAUGCAGACAGAUGGGAUGCCACCUGGGUUACUAGCUUAUGGAGAGGUCAGCCGACCAAGUUUAGAAAAGUAUAUAAGAGAUGCUGUGGGGUUGAUAACUCAGGCAAUCACGAAAGCAGUGCAGGUGAGACCAGAUCUUGCUCUCAUUCAGUCCAUGGUGAACUGCAAUGACAAACAGACCUCACAAACUGAAUCUUCGGGUAUGUACCUGUCUAGGUAUAUAGCCAACUCAUCAUUCUCAGGACAAACUGGUCAAGUAUACCUAAUGAAUAAUAAUGUUGUCCACACUGAUCACCACUACAAGAUAUGGAGCCUGGUGCGUGACUCUUUAGGAGACCCCACUUGGGUAACUGUGGGUGGUUGGUAUGAAGGUAAAAUGGAAGUGGAAGAAGGCGUGUGGCAAAAUCGCAUACAAAAAAGAGAACCAGCUCCAGUUGUGACCCAACGUACAAAGCUCAGGGUGGUAACCCUUGUGGAACAUCCCUUUGUUUUCACUCGAGAGGUGGAUGCUGAUGGCAGUUGUCCAGCUGGCCAAAUGUGCUUGGACCCCCACACAAAUAACUCUGCCUUAUUAGAUAUGCUGUUUGAAGAGAUAAAUUCCCCUAAUGGUUCUGUGUCACUUAAAUACAAAACUUGUUGUUAUGGCUACUGUAUUGAUUUAUUGGAAAAGCUCGCAGAAGAUCUUGGAUUUGACUUUGAACUGUACAUUGUUGGAGAUGGAAAAUAUGGCGCUCGUAAAGGCAACCGCUGGACAGGGCUAGUUGGAGACUUGUUGAGCGGAGCAGCUCACAUGGCUGUUACCUCCUUUAGCAUAAACUCUGCACGAAGCACUGUUAUAGACUUUACUAGUCCAUUUUACUCUACCAGCCUUGGCAUUUUAGUACGCAUGCGAGACACUGCCUCACCUCUUGGCGCUUUCAUGUGGCCCCUACACUGGUCCAUGUGGGUUGGCAUAUUUGUGGCCUUGCACAUCACUGCAUUAUUUCUUACAUUCUAUGAAUGGAAGAGUCCUUUUGGUAUGACCCCACAUGGACGUAACCGGAUGAAAGUCUUCUCAUACUCUUCAGCACUCAACCUUUGCUACGCUAUUCUUUUUGGAAGGACAGUUUCAAGUAAAACUCCAAAGUGCUGCACAGGAAGAGUUCUCAUGAACCUGUGGGCUAUUUUCUGUUUACUAGUACUAUCCAGCUACACUGCAAACCUUGCUGCAGUAAUGGUAGGAGAUAAGACAUACGAAGUUUUGUCAGGAAUCCAUGAUCCCAAGCUCCAUCAUCCUUCUCAGGGUUUCCGCUUUGGCACAGUUUGGGAGAGCAGUGCAGAGCAAUACAUUAAAAAAAGUUUCCCUGAAAUACACAACUACAUGCGAAGGUUCAGCGUCCCAUCCACAUCAGAUGGAGUCCGCAUGUUAAAGACAGACCCACCAACCUUAAAUGCUUUUAUUAUGGAUAAAGCUUUGCUAGAUUAUGAGGUAUCCAUAGACUCAGACUGCAAGUUGCUGACCGUGGGGAAACCAUUUGCCAUUGAAGGUUAUGGAAUUGGUCUUCCCCAAAACUCUGCGCUAACCUCUAAUAUAUCAGAGUUUAUAAGCCGUUAUAAAUCAUCUGGAUUCAUGGACACUUUACAUGACAAGUGGUACAAAAUGGUGCCCUGUGGAAAGCGAGUGUUUGCUGUGACUGAGACGCUCCAGAUGGGAAUUUACCAUUUUUCAGGAUUAUUUGUUCUCCUCUGUAUCGGGUUUUGUGGGUCACUUCUCACAUCAUUAGGAGAAAGGAUUGUUUACUACCUGAUUCUGCCUCGCAUGAGGAGAAAGCGUAGAUUCAAAUAUUGGCUUCAUACUAGUCAGAAAAUACAUCGGGCAUUGAACAUGGCAAGUGAAGAUCAAGAUGUAAAGCUCCCAAAACCUGACAAACGCUGCAACCUCCAAAAGGAACCAGCUGCAGAACAUCAGUCUGUCUGGAAUAACCUGCGUCGCACCCCAGUACACCAAGAGAAAAGGGUACAUUUUAAUUUAGAGACUAUAAAUAUCAAGGAUUGUUCAUGUGAAAAUGGUCAACCGUGCAACCCUAAGGAACAGGAAUUGAAACAACUGGAGUUGAAAAUAGAAGAUAUGAAGGAUCAGUUAAGAGCUGCACUGGUGAGAAAAAGUGAGCUAAUGGUCAUUCUGCAGCCUCCAUGCAACCACAUGCAGCCAAAGACAGAUGGAAACAGAUGAUACAGAGACUGCUUGGCUCAUGUACUUGGUCUAGUCGAAUGCUCCGUCACAGAGCUUACAUUCUAUUACUCGGUUCUUCCAGGGAGGAGUUGCAGGCAGUUCAUUACUGAUGGAUUGUUGCAUAAGGCACAAUAACUAAAUCCUCAAAGAUACUUACACCUUACCAUUGUGUAAACAGGUGCAAGCAAACAGAUGGACACCAUGCAAGCAAUAUAUUACAAAAAUCAUAUUAUCUUCUGUUUCUGGAAUGAAAAAUGUUUCUUGUUUCUGUAUAACUUACACCAUAUUUGUGUCUUUUCUUUCUAUUUAGUUUUCUGUAAAAUGUUUCCUGGCUCUUUUAUAAUUGUUAAACAGCAGACACAAGGUCAUAGCAGUAUAAUGGCACAAACUUGGGAAUGCAUCUUACAGCACUAACCAUCCACCAGGUACUAAAAGAAUAUCCUGCCUAUUUGUAAUUUAAGGAUCUUUUCUUAGACCUCAGAUAUAUAAGAAUUUUUGAAUGCAUACAAACCCCGCAUACAUAUUCAUAGUUUAUGAAUGCAAUAAAAUCUAUUGAUAUUGUCCCAUAGAAGAUUUUUGCUGUAGUUAAACAUAUACAAGGACAUUCUUGUGUAACAGAGGAGGCAUUAUCAUAGAGUUAGUAAUAAAUGGUUAUACACAUCUUGGGUGCUCGGCGGAUAGGCAUAGGCAGUCCAAACAAUUCUGGGAUCAGAAAGCACAGCUCUCCAAUUACAAAUGAAUAUUAGGAUUCCAUUAGUAGAGCCCCAUUGUAAGCAGAACAUAAAGAUUUGGUCAUGAGUAAAUACUAUUUAAUUCAUAGUUAAACAUGCCAGUAUUUUACCCUUCUAAAUCUUGUUCACAGCAUGUGUGGAAGGACAACAAAGUGUAAGUGCU